Messenger RNA from Perca flavescens (yellow perch), 2073 nucleotides. It is a transcript of the gene dennd6b, whose product is annotated as DENN/MADD domain containing 6B. Gene Ontology annotation, molecular function: guanyl-nucleotide exchange factor activity. Gene Ontology annotation, cellular component: recycling endosome. NCBI's taxonomy places the organism in Eukaryota, Metazoa, Chordata, Actinopteri, Perciformes, Percidae. The transcript is spliced from 20 exons. The coding region runs from base 15 to 1802 and encodes 595 amino acids. The record is from RefSeq and is a predicted model, not a curated record.
UUGUCCGCCGGUAGAUGAGUGAUGGAGGGCCGAAGGAUGAAGGACGGUGGUCUCGGGGAUCUGAUGCGGUCGUGAUGAACCCGUUUGACGGCUCCGAGGAUGCGGACCGCGGUGCCUGCCGGGGCCCUUGGGCCCGGUUCUCCUCCUGGUUAGAGUGCGUGUGUGUCGUUACCUUCGACCUCGAGCUCGGACAAGCCAUAGAGCUGGUGUAUCCUCAGGAUGUGAAACUCACUGAGAAGGAGAAAACCAGCAUCUGCUACCUGUCCUUCCCAGACUCGUACUCAGGAUGCCUUGGGGACACUCAGUUCAGCUUCAGGUUGCGUCAGUCGGUCGGCCGCCGAGCGUGGAGGCUCAGAGAAGAUGUUUACAACAGAGACGCCCCGGCCACGCUGCAGACCGAAGCGUCCCAUUUCUUCGGUUACGUCUACUUCAGACAGGUGAAGGAUGUUUCUGUGAGGAGAGGAUACUUCCAGAAGUCUCUGGUGCUGGUAUCCAGGUUACCGUAUUAUGGGCUGUUCCACUCGCUGCUGCAGGUCGUUGCUCCCGAGUUCUUUGAGAAGCUGCAGCCGUGUCUGGAAGCAGUGUGCAGCGAGAUCGACCAAUGGCCUUCCCCUGUUCCUGGACAGACGCUCCACCUGCCGCUAAUGGGCGGGGUUUUACAGGUGAGGGGCGGGGUCUUACAGGUUCGGAUUCCUUCCAAAACAGACAAACCAGGAGGAAGUCCAGUCAGACAGACUGAUAGACAGAACGUGCUGCCGGCUCCGACUGUGCUGCCCUCCGUCCACGAACUGGACCUCUUCAAGUGUUUCCAGCCGGUCCUUGUUCACCUUCAGAUGUUGUGGGAGCUCGUGUUGCUAGGGGAACCACUGGUCGUCAUGGCGCCGUCUCCCACCGUCUCCUCGGAAACCGUGCUGGCUCUCAUCAGCAUCAUCAGCCCUCUGAGGUUCUGCUGUGACUUCCGUCCGUACUUCACCGUCCACGACAGCGAGUUCAGAGAGUUCACCACCAGGACCCAGGCCCCGCCUAGCGUGGUCCUGGGCGUCACCAAUCCAUUCUUCAUCAAGACGUUUCAGAACUGGCCGCACAUCGUCCGCCUCGGAGAAACCAAGAUGGCCGGUGAUUUACCCAAACAGGUGAAGGUGAAGAAACUGUCCAAACUGAAAACUCUGGACACCAAACCAGGCGUCUACACAGCGUUCAAGACGUUUCUACACAAAGACAAGUUUCUGAUUAAAAGACUGCUGAAGGGGAUUCAGAGGAAGCGUCCGUCGGAGGCUCAGAGCGCCAUCUUGAGCCGCCACCUGUUGGAGCUCACGCAGAGUUUCAUCAUCCCACUGGAGCGCUACAUGGCGAGCCUGAUGCCUCUGCAGAGGUCGGUGACACCGUGGAAGACUCCCCCUCAGAUCCGUCCCUUCAGUCAGGAAGACUUCAUGUCCACUCUGGACCACACGGGGCCUCAGCUGACCUCAGGGCUCAAAGGGGAUUGGACAGGACUCUACAGGAAGUUCUUCCGCUCUCCGAACUUUGACGGCUGGUAUCGGCAUCGCCACAAAGAGAUGACGCAGAAACUGGAGAGUCUUCACCUGGAGGUCCUCUGUGACGCCGAUCUGAUUGGUUGGACCAGAGAAAAGUCUGAGGUGGAAAUCGUCGACUUGAUUCUGAAGCUCAGAGAGAAACUCAGUAAAGCUCGGCGCCAGCAGCUGCAGGUGAAGGACGGCGUUUUGGAGAAACUGGACGGAUUCAUCGCCGUGGUUACUGGGUCGCUGCCCGCAGAUCUGCACACGGUACUCAACACGCAAUGAUCAUGUGACUCAACACGCGCUGAUCACGUGACUCAACACGCAAUGAUCAUGUGACUCAACACUCGCUGAUCACGUGACUCAACACUCGCUGAUCACGUGACUCAUUACAUUUAAUGUUUUUCAUUUUCAGCGUCGUGUUUCAUAUUAUUUAAGAUUUAUAAAACCAUUUUUUUUCGUUUAAAACUAAAAGUUAAAGGGUCAUUUUGUUUAGUUUGUCCCACCCUGGACUCUCUGUCUCCAUGUGUGUGUGUCUGAGUGUCUGAUGAGAACA